Messenger RNA from Stegostoma tigrinum, 1143 nucleotides. Its product is annotated as clathrin light chain A-like. Gene Ontology annotation, biological process: intracellular protein transport; clathrin coat assembly; clathrin-dependent endocytosis. NCBI's taxonomy places the organism in Eukaryota, Metazoa, Chordata, Chondrichthyes, Orectolobiformes, Stegostomatidae. The transcript is spliced from 6 exons. Gene Ontology annotation, molecular function: structural molecule activity; clathrin heavy chain binding. Gene Ontology annotation, cellular component: clathrin coat of coated pit; clathrin coat of trans-Golgi network vesicle; postsynaptic endocytic zone cytoplasmic component. The record is from RefSeq and is a predicted model, not a curated record. The coding region runs from base 65 to 760 and encodes 231 amino acids.
AUUUCCGGUUUUUCUGCCGCUGACUUCCGGUUUUGCUUCGAGUUUCGAACCCGGUCUUUUGAAGAUGGCGGAAGACUUCGGUUUCUUUUCGUCGGACAACGGUACCACGGGCAGCGCUGAGGAGGAUCCGGCCGCUGCCUUCCUGGCACAGCAGGAGAGCGAGAUCGCCGGCAUCGAGAAUGAUGAGGGUUUCAGUAUCUUGGACGGUGGUGAGGUGCCGCCGGCCUUGCAGGUUCACUCCUCUCACGAAACUGGAGGUGGAUUUGAAGAAGGCCUGACUGCAGUUAAUGGUGAAGUAUACCAGGAGUCAAAUUGCCCAAAUGACAGUUAUGCUGCAAUAGCUCGAGCGGAUCGCUUGAGCCAAGAACCUGAGAGCAUUCGAAAAUGGAGAGAAGAGCAGAUAACUCGCCUAGAAAAUCUCGAUGCUGCUUCUCGAAAAGCAGAAAUGGAAUGGAAAGAAAAGGCAAGAAAGGAACUAGAAGAAUGGUAUGUUCGACAGAAUGAACAGUUGGAAAAAAUAAAAAAGAAUAACAGGAUCGCUGACGAAGCUUUCUACAAACAAUCCUUCGCUGAUGUAAUAGGCUACGUAGCUGCUGAAGAGGCCUUUAUCCAGGAUUCUAACGAAGAUUCACCUGGAACAGAAUGGGAGCGAGUAGCACGUCUUUGUGAUUUCAAUCCCAAAACCAACAAGCAGUCAAAGGAUGUAUCGCGUAUGCGUUCUGUACUGAUAUCACUUAAACAGUCACCAUUAGUCCGCUAGACAGAUGUUAAUAACACUAUCAUGUGGGCUUCCUUACUGGCUCUUUGGAUCCCACAAUGACGGCCAUUAGAAUAGAAGGAUGAGUGUUAGUCAUUCCUGUUUGGACCAAACCAUUGUAAAUUACCAGAUCUGAAAUGUUUAUGAUUUUUCCUCUUUGAAUUGUUUGUGGUUCAUUGUCCAAUAACUCAAGUAAUUGGCAGUCCUUUAAACAAUUCCCUUCACUCCAGAAUUUCAAUGUUUAACUUUCUCAAUUACUGAUAUCCCUACACUGUCCUUGUGUUGCAUCACAUGACUAUUUAUGCAUGAAUUAUGAGUGCAAUCUAUUGGCCUUUGUUUAAAAAUCAUGUUGACUACACUUAUGCAUUAAAGGUUACAUAUUAAAA